AUGGCGCGGGCGCCCUUCCCGCCAUUUGUUCCCGCCAAUCGCUAAGCAGGAUAUUCGCGCAUCCGGGUGCGGUCCAUCGGUAGGAGUACACCAUCAGAAGGUGUCUGUGUACCUGAAACUGCUUGCCGCUCGGACUCCUGUAGCAUCUGCUCAUAGCGCCUUUUCGCCCUGGUUUGUUACCGAGGUGUGGAAGGACCAGGCCAGCGGCCGGCUUGGCUAACUGGUGUCCCGUGGGUCGUUGGCUGCUUUACCGGACUCCAUUGAGUUCAGGCCGUGGGUGGAAGCUUAAUUUAGGAAGAUAGCUGCCAGUUAUAAAACAGAUCUUGAGGAGUUGGUGAAACCAUGGAGGAUUGGGAAGAAGACAACCAGGACACUUCGGGAGGCAACAUUGUGAAUAAUGCUCCCAUAAGCUCAUGGAACAGUGGUGAUUACCAGAGUAAAAGUCAUAGGAACCUUAAUGGCAGUGAAAGCAGUUCUUGGAACAGUUCUGGAGGCAGCUUUGGCGGGAGUGGAAGGGGCAGUGGUAGGGGUUCGAUGGGAGGAGGUGGAGGGUACAAAGGCUCCAGCACUUCAGAUAAUGGUAAAUUUUUUGGAGGAAAGGGACCUCAAGUGUACAAUGAGGACAGUUGUGAUGGAGAUGGUGAAAAUAAUGGUAAUGAGGACAGCUCCUGGGGUGGUGCUCCAGGGGGAUAUGGGGGAAGAGCCAGAGGUCGAGGAGGUAGGGGGUCCCGUGGUGGCAGCAGAGGAGGUUUCAGCAACACAUCCUCAGGAACGGGCGAGUUUGGGAAUGAAGAUGGGUUCAGAAGUGACUUUGGAGGGCGCGGUGGCAGAGGUCGGGGCGGUUUCCGUCAGGGGGACUCCUUUGAGGGUGGGGGAAGAGGCAGUCGAGGGAGAUCUGGAGGAGGAGGAUAUCGAGGAAGAGAUGAGGAAGUGUUUUCUGAUGCAAAAGAUUCCUCAGAAAGUAAAGGCCCACAGGAUGGGGAAAAUGCAGGUCCAAAGGUUAUUUAUAUACCCCCUCCCCCACCUGAAGAGGAGAGCUCUAUUUUUGCCCACUAUGAAACGGGGAUCAACUUCAACAAAUACGAUGACAUCCUGGUGGAGGUCAGCGGGCACAACCCACCACCGGCCAUUGUGUCAUUUGAAGAGGCCGGGCUCUGCGAGUCAUUGAGCAGGAACGUCAUGAAAUCGGGCUACGUAAAGCCCACGCCGGUCCAGAAGUACGGCAUCCCUAUCACCAAGGCAGGACGUGACUUAAUGGCAUGUGCGCAAACCGGUUCUGGGAAGACGGCUGCCUUCCUGCUGCCCAUUCUCCAGCAGUUGAUGACAGACGGGGUGGCAGCCACCCGCUUCAGCGAGAUCCAAGAGCCUGAGGUCAUCAUUGUGGCCCCAACCAGAGAGCUCAUCAACCAGAUUUAUUUGGAGGCUCGAAAGUUUGCCUAUGGGACAUGCGUGCGGCCUGUUGUUGUGUAUGGGGGCAUCAGCACAGGCUACACCAUACGCGAGGUGCUCCGUGGCUGCAAUGUGCUGUGUGGCACUCCUGGCCGCUUGCUCGACAUUAUUGGCAAAGGAAAGGUGGGACUGAGCAAGAUUCGCUACUUGGUGUUGGACGAGGCCGAUCGCAUGCUGGACAUGGGAUUCGAGCCGGACAUGCGCCGGCUGGUGUCCUCCCCUGGCAUGCCCCCCAAAGAGCAGCGGCAGACCCUCAUGUUCAGCGCCACCUUUCCUGAUGACAUCCAGAAACUUGCUGCUGACUUUCUGAAGGUUGACUACCUCUUCCUGGCUGUUGGGCAAGUCGGUGGUGCCUGCAGUGAUGUGGAGCAGAUCCUAAUUCAAGUCUCCCAAUUCUCAAAGAGGGAUCAGCUUGUGGAGUUGCUGAACACAACUGGCACAGAGCGCACAAUGGUGUUUGUGGAGACGAAGAGAAAAGCGGAUUUUAUUGCGACAUUUCUGUGUCAGGAGAACAUAUCAACUACAAGCAUUCAUGGUGACCGGGAGCAGAGAGAGCGGGAACAAGCCCUGGGAGACUUCCGCUCCGGGAAAUGUCCUGUCCUGGUGGCCACUUCGGUCGCCGCUCGGGGUCUGGACAUUGAGCACGUCCAGCACGUGGUCAACUUUGACCUCCCGACUAGCAUCGACGAGUAUGUGCACCGCAUUGGCCGAACAGGCCGCUGUGGGAAUACGGGCAGAGCAGUGUCAUUCUUUGACCCCGAGUGUGACACCCCACUGGCUCGCUCACUGGUGAAGGUCCUCUCUGGGGCCCAGCAGGAAGUGCCGUCUUGGCUGGAAGACGUAGCAUUCAGCGCACAUGGGACAACUGGCUUUAAUCCACGUGGGAAGGUCUUCGCUUCUGUCGAUACACGCAAAGGAGGUUCCUUUCAGAAGGAGGAGAAGCUGCAGCCCGUCACCCAGAGCCCAGCAGCUGCUGCCGACGCCGACGAAGAAUGGGAAUGAGUCUCUGCUUUGUGGGACUGAGCUUUUGCAGUUGUGCCCUUUUUUCAUUCCUGUCUUUAAAAUAUGCAGGAAAGCAUAUUUUUCAGACAUAUAACGUGCACAUUUGCUUGGCAAUAUUGAGCUUGACUCACAAUGCACUUGGGUAUCUCUGGGCAUUUGCCAAAGUUCGGUUUCAAACUGAUGUUAUGAUUGUUGAUCAAGUAGAUGUGCCUUUGUUCAAGACCGUACUACCAGCAAAGUUUAUUAGUGUUUAUCAUUGUUGUGAUUUCAAAAUAUCCUAAAGUCUGCAUUGCUGUUUAAAUUGUAAACGGUUUAAACUGCAUAGAGUUGGGAUCAUAGCUGCCUUUAUAUUACCUAGAUUUUUUUUCUUUUCUUGUAGUUUUGGCAGAAUGUUUACUUUGCUGUGGCAUUUAGAUGCUUGUGCGUCAUUUCCUAGAGUAAGUGUGUCCUGACAGCAAUAAAAUUAAGUUUUCGAAUUUUGAA
Brienomyrus brachyistius is the source of this 2934-nucleotide messenger RNA. RefSeq names its product DEAD (Asp-Glu-Ala-Asp) box polypeptide 4 (gene ddx4). The transcript has 25 exons. The record is from RefSeq and is a predicted model, not a curated record. Bases 343 to 2451 code for a protein of 702 amino acids. Gene Ontology annotation, cellular component: nucleus; P granule. Gene Ontology annotation, molecular function: RNA helicase activity; RNA binding; ATP binding. Gene Ontology annotation, biological process: gamete generation; cell differentiation. NCBI's taxonomy places the organism in Eukaryota, Metazoa, Chordata, Actinopteri, Osteoglossiformes, Mormyridae.